UUUUCUUUUUCUUUUUCCUCCAUUUAGGUAUUUAACUGGGAAUAUGCUGACUGGGCCUAUACCUGGAUGGAUCAUAAAGAAAUAAUAAUCUUACUCAUUAGACUGAUUUCCUUAAAUGCAGGUAGUUUUGCACUGAAGAAUCAAAUGCUAGUUGACAGAUUGAAGUAAAUGUUAAAAUCAUUAGUUUUCAGAUCUUUGUAGAUGAAGUGAUGAAACUGGUAGAGCUUGAUAAUCUCAAAGAUGCGAUAGUGGGCCUCCCAAGAAUUACAGGACUGUCGACAGAACAAAGGAAGAGGUUGACAAUAGCCAUGGAGCUUGUCACUAACCCUUCAAUCAUCUUCAUGAAUGAACCAACAUCUGGUCUUGAUGCAAGGGCAGCGGCCAUUGUCAUGAGAACCGUAAGGAACACGGUUGAUACAAGAAGAACAGUUGUCUGCACAAUCCAUCAACCUAGCAUUGACAUCUUUGAAGCUUUCGAUGAGCUUCUACUGAUGAAAAGAGGAGGGCAAGUGAUAUACUCUGGACCUUUGGGCCAGAAUUCUCAGAAGAUAAUCGAAUACUUUGAAGAGAAAUAA
Magnolia sinica is the source of this 575-nucleotide messenger RNA. Its product is annotated as ABC transporter G family member 29-like. The transcript has 3 exons. NCBI's taxonomy places the organism in Eukaryota, Viridiplantae, Streptophyta, Magnoliopsida, Magnoliales, Magnoliaceae. The record is from RefSeq and is a predicted model, not a curated record. Gene Ontology annotation, molecular function: ABC-type transporter activity. The coding region runs from base 210 to 575 and encodes 121 amino acids.